AUGUCAACAGUCACUCUUCAAACCAAUAUGGGUGAUAUAACACUCGAAUUGUAUUGGAAACAUGCUCCCAAUACAUGUAGAAAUUUUGUUGAUCUCUCACACAGAGGUUAUUACAAUGGAACAAUAUUUCAUAGACUCAUAAAGGAUUUUAUGAUACAAGGAGGUGAUCCAACUGGUACUGGGAGAGGAGGAGAAUCUUCACAGGGUGGAAAGUUUCAAGAUGAGAUUACUAAAGAAUUAAAGCAUACUGGUGCAGGUAUACUAUCAAUGGCUAAUUCUGGUCCAAAUACCAAUGGUAGUCAAUUCUUUUUAACAUUUGCACCUACUCCUUGGUUGGAUGGCAAACAUACGAUAUUUGGUAGAGUUUCAAGUGGUAUGACUGUAUUACAAAGAAUGAGUUUGGUAGAGACAAACUCUAAAGAUAAACCUGUUCAAGAUAUCAUCAUAUUAAAAACAAUAAUAACAUCAACAGCCACGGCUAAUUAA
Molecule: messenger RNA, 486 nt
Organism: Cavenderia fasciculata
Lineage: Eukaryota; Evosea; Eumycetozoa; Acytosteliales; Cavenderiaceae
Gene: cypE
Product: cyclophilin E
Exons: 2
Coding region: 1-486 (161 amino acids)
Biological process (GO): protein folding; protein peptidyl-prolyl isomerization
Cellular component (GO): catalytic step 2 spliceosome
Molecular function (GO): peptidyl-prolyl cis-trans isomerase activity
Source: RefSeq, a predicted model, not a curated record